AUGAAGCUUGGCUUACAGAGCUAAUGAGGCCAGCAGAAUGGCCAUGAAAAAGGGCAGGGAAAGGGGCUUUGACUGGUGUUUUUCCAAUAAAAGAUUGUCUCCUCUUCCAAGCUCUGCUCAAGGCACUCUGUUUCCAUAGUAAAAUUCUUGUGCCUCUGUGCAGCAAACUCCCAAGGUUGUUGCAGUUUUCACCCUUUCCUCAACUUAGUGUUUCAUUCUGGCACACACUUACAUUUUCAUGUGGUUUUUUUGCUCCUCACUGUCUACCAAGAGUAAAACUACUGAAAUUCUUUCUGGUGUCAUCCUGGAAGCUCAAGCUCGAUAUUUUUUGUUGUAACUGUGGAACAUUAUUAAUUCUACUUGACCUGUCCUUGAGCCCUGGAGUUUUCUAGGCUAUGUCACCCCUCCUUUAUCUAGAGCAUGGCCCACCCGAGUGCAAACGGGAGCAUGGAGAGUUAUGUUGGUUUUUUGAGGCUUCAGUCCUCGUUUUGCUGGGAGUCUUCUGGGCUCAGACUUCUGCACUGGACACCUUUGUGCUGCGACAGCCUGGCAGUAACUAUGUCACCGGGACCAUGACCAUCCACAGCGAGGAGCACGUCGUCGACGUCCACGUCCGCUCCGGCGUCUACUCCUCCGAUACCAUCUUCGACUACUCCCACGGGUAUAUUGCCACCAGGCUGUUCUCCCGAAAUGCCUGCUUUAUCAUGAAAAUCCAGAAGGAAUUAAUCCCGGAGCUGCAAGAGAUCGGACGGCUGGCUUUCGAGAGGCAGAUGAUGAAGGAUGUUUACUCUCCAAAUAACGUGUGGACCCAGUUUCAGUCUGGCAGUUCUGUGCUGGGGCGUUUGAAGGACUGGAUCCUCUAUGGCAAGCGCAUUGAGCAGCUCUGCACGGGACUGCCCCUCUACCAGCUCGUAGCCACCGAACCACCGGAGAAUACUGAUGGCUGUGCCAGUGCAGGAAUUCCGAGCAUUCUGGGCCUUAAAAUCUGUGAAAAACUCAUUGCAACUGAAUCCUGACAUUCCUGCUGAGAGGAACUGCCUGGUUUCUUUGCAUGCUUUUGGGAUGGGGACCGUGCUCUCCAGCUGGAGCGGAGCUCGGGG
This is a messenger RNA of Myiozetetes cayanensis, 1100 nucleotides long. RefSeq names its product gastrokine 2 (gene GKN2). Bases 396 to 1016 code for a protein of 206 amino acids. Lineage: Eukaryota; Metazoa; Chordata; Aves; Passeriformes; Tyrannidae. The record is from RefSeq and is a predicted model, not a curated record. Gene Ontology annotation, biological process: regulation of cell population proliferation. The transcript has 6 exons.